Jatropha curcas is the source of this 1927-nucleotide messenger RNA. RefSeq lists its product as uncharacterized. The record is from RefSeq and is a predicted model, not a curated record. NCBI's taxonomy places the organism in Eukaryota, Viridiplantae, Streptophyta, Magnoliopsida, Malpighiales, Euphorbiaceae.
UUCUUCCUUUUCACUCCCUUUCUCCAUUAACAAAUUAUAGCUCAUUUCGCUGUCUGCAAUAUCCACUUUUUCUCCCCACUUGUUUCUCUUCCUUCUCUUUCUUUUUAUUAGAGUUCUUUGAUCUGCUUUCUUUCACCAUAUAUCCAUUUGGGUUUUAAUUUCUUUUAGUUUCAGAGAUGGAAGCGGUGAAGAUGUGGUGAUAUGGUCUUGAAUUUCUCCGGUAAGGGUUCAAUAUAUUAUUACUAUUGAAUUGGGUUUUCAAUAGCAAGUAAUGUUUGACCCUUUUAUGGUGAUCCAUGUUCGUUCUUUAAUUUGGUUGAGCAGAAGGAAAAAAGAAAAAUACCCAACUAAAGCCUCUCGCUAAUCCAUCUCUUAUUCACCAAAAGCCUGCCAUGCACAAAUCUCUUUGAUUCCUAAUAUUCAUUUUUCAGUUCCUCGAGACUUGAUUUUUUUUCCUCUUUUUAUUUUGUAUUUAGUUGUGUAGAGAGUUAAUAGUAGUAGACUAGUAGUUGAGACUUGAGAUUGAGAUUUUCUUGGGUUUGAGUUUAGUUAGUUAAGUGAUAUUUUUUCAAGAUAAUUACUAUUAGAGCUAAGAAGCAAAUUGGAAUUGUUAUAUUUCGUGACUGAUAGGAAAUAAAGUAAACUAGUUGGAAUUAUAGAUAGAUAAAAGUGGCAAAAAUGAGUCUUGGUACGGCCGAGAAUGAUUCGGCAUCAGAAAUUCAUUUACCAGCAGAGAUAGAUUGGCACAUGUUGGACAAAUCCAAGUUUUUCUUUCUUGGAGCUGCUUUAUUUUCUGGUGUAUCAGCUGCACUCUACCCUGUUGUUGUUUUAAAGACUAGGCAACAAGUUUCUGCAACCCAAAUUUCAUCUCUAAAAUUGUCAUUUUCAAUUAUGCGUCACGAAGGUGUUAGAGGUUUUUAUAGGGGUUUCGGUACUUCUUUGAUGGGAACAAUACCUGCAAGAGCUCUUUACAUGACGGCACUCGAGGUCACUAAAAGUAGUGUUGGUACUGCAACUGUUAGAGUAGGAUUUUCUGAUACUACAGCUACUGCUAUUGCAAAUGCUGCUGCUGGUUUAAGUUCUGCUAUGGCUGCACAACUAGUUUGGACCCCAAUUGAUGUUGUUAGCCAAAGACUUAUGGUUCAGGGUUGCAGCAAUAGCAGUAGUGGGUUAGGUCCUUGUAGAUAUAAGAAUGGUAUUGAUGCGUUUCGAAAGAUUUUGCGCACAGAUGGUCCAAGAGGACUUUAUAGAGGAUUUGGGAUAUCAAUAUUGACUUAUGCACCGUCUAAUGCGGUUUGGUGGGCGUCUUAUUCCGUAGCGCAUAGGCUUGUUUGGGGUGGUCUUGGUUGUUCUGCAUAUAAGAAAGAUGAGAACUUUGUUAAUGCUGGUGGUGGUAGGUGUGCUUAUAGGCCUGAUUCAAAGGCAAUGUUGGCAGUGCAAGGGUUAUGUGCAGCUAUGGCUAGUGGAAUGUCGGUUAUGAUUACAAUGCCACUUGACACGAUUAAGACAAGAAUGCAGGUUUUGGAUGGAGAACAAAAUGGAAGAAGACAACCAUUAACGGUUAUGCAAACAGUUAAGAAUCUCGUCAAGGAAGGUGGAUUUGCAGCUUGUUAUAGAGGAUUAGGACCAAGAUGGGUGUCAAUGUCUAUGUCUGCAACGACUAUGAUCACUACUUAUGAAUUCUUGAAACGGUUGUCUACUAAGAGCAGAGAAAGCUUUUAGCAGAGAAUGGCAAAGAAAUGUUUUUUUUUUUUUUCUUUACUUGUCUCAUAGGCCUAGGCUAAGAACUAAGAAGACUUAUCAAUGUAAAUUUUGUUUUUGGGUUUUUGAAUCUUUUUGCUGUUAAUUAUGGGGAAAAAUGGAAAAUGGAAAUCAUUGAAAAAUCUAUGUAACGUGUAUAGUGCUAAUAGCAAGACCUUUUACUUCA